CGACAACGUUGAGAUAUAAUUCUUUUCCCCACCAACCGCCGACGAUGCUCGCACGAGCCCAGCCUUCGACGCCCAAGAGCGCGUCCAUCAUUACAAAGAAGAUCCCAGGCGUGGACGUCGAAGCCUUCUUGCACUCGCCCCGCGAGUCCCUGAGCAUUGACGCUGCAGCCGCUGAAGAGGACGACUGCGACCACCCGAGUUGUAAAGGGUGUCAAGCGCUGCUGACCGAAAACCAACUGCUAAGGGAGCUCCUACUGCGCACGUCCACAGACGCGCAGCAGAUCAUCAACGCAUUCGAGAAGCAAAGCGACUUUCAGCGCCUUCGGUUCGAAACCGUCCUCAAGCCCAAAGGCCCUGCGCGCAAUGCGAGCCUGAGCUCGCCGUCGAAGCAAACCAAAGCUCCGGGACAGCUGUCGCUACCAAUGACGCCCGACAUCUUUCGCAAGCUCUCGACUCCCGCGGCGCAGGAACUGGUAAAGGUCCACCCCGAAUUCAAGGAGCUCUACGACGUCGCGACGACGUGCAAGGGCAGUCUUUUUGAGCGUAUCGUAAACUCGGACAUGUUCUCGGACGACCAAAAGAAGAAGCAGAUCCAGCUCUCAACCAUGCGGCAGUUAGAGCUCAACACGCUUGACAUCCAAGCCAAGUCACCGCGUGCAAGCAAGCGCGAGAGCCAGAGCAGCGGGCAAAAGAGCCCUCAGCGUCUCCCCAUUUCGCCUGAGGCCGCCGGCGACGACUACUUCAAGCUCUCCAACGACUUCGUCGCGUCACUGCGCCAAUAACGGACCGGCGCUUCGGCUUUGCAUACGAUGCUCGCAGUGUCCACUUCAUUAUUCUUAAUCCUGUUCAACACAACUUGACCAGCCACAGAGCUAAAUCCUAGGAAUUACGUCGUGUUGAACCGAGCG
Saprolegnia diclina VS20 is the source of this 908-nucleotide messenger RNA. RefSeq lists its product as hypothetical. The record is from RefSeq and is a predicted model, not a curated record. NCBI's taxonomy places the organism in Eukaryota, Oomycota, Saprolegniomycetes, Saprolegniales, Saprolegniaceae. Bases 45 to 782 code for a protein of 245 amino acids. The transcript has 3 exons.